AAAGGCAACCCUGUUGUCUGCAGUGAAGAGCUUGAUUAUGCCCUGUUUGAAGUGGACAUGAACUCCCCUUCAGAGUCCUUACUCAACAACGCAAUUUCACUUACUGAUCUUGACAAGAUCGAGUCUGGUCCACGAAACACGGCGGUGAAGACUGUGACUUCAAAUGGUAGAGUCGUCCAUGGACUCAUGUCGGAAGAUACACUUCCCGUACGGCUUCCUCACUCUAAAGAGUUCACCGAGGUAUAUACUGCGAGAUUCUUUGGGUCACUUGGUCCUGGAGACUGUGGAGGCUGGGUCAGGGAUAAGGUAACUGGCCGCCUCUUUGGACACGUCUUUGCAGGCAAUCUAUCCAACGGUCUGACUGCCGUUAUGCCCGCCAGACUUGUUUUCGAACAUGCUCGAGCUCUAUUAGAUCAACAA
This is a messenger RNA of Trichoderma harzianum CBS 226.95, 420 nucleotides long. RefSeq lists its product as hypothetical. The annotation marks the transcript as partial. The record is from RefSeq and is a predicted model, not a curated record. The transcript has a single exon. NCBI's taxonomy places the organism in Eukaryota, Fungi, Ascomycota, Sordariomycetes, Hypocreales, Hypocreaceae.